CCUUCACGCGUGCUAUUCGGCGACCGAGAUUCCUUCGCCCCGACCAGGAACCCUGAAUGCCAUCGGUAAUACUCUGCAAUGCGGCUACUGCAACGAGAUAACUCCAACAACUACAUCCUCACCGCCGAUCUGCGCGCUGACGACAGUCCCCCCUACGCAAUUCUUUCCCACACCUGGGGCGAAGACGAGGUUAUCUACAACGAUGUCAAAACGAAUUCCAAUGACUGGCAACAGAAAGCUGGCUACGAUAAGAUCAAAUUUUGCGCCGACCAGGCCAAGCGACAUGGCCUGCAGCAUUUCUGGGUAGACACCUGUUGUAUUGACAAAUCAGACGCCAUCGAACUCCAAACUGCAAUCAAUAGCAUGUUCAGGUGGUACCGCAGCGCGAAGCGAUGCUACGUGUUCCUGUCCGGCGUCUCUUGUCUAUCGACCUCCUGUUCUGCAACAUCCAGUCAGCAGCCAGGUGUGGCAUCGUGGGAUAUCGCUUUCCGAGGCAGUCGGUGGUUUACGCGGGGCUGGACACUUCACGAGCUCAUCGCCCCGCAGACUGUCGAGUUCUACUCCAAGGAAGGUGUUUUCUUGGGCGAUAAGAGGUCACUAGAGGCUGUCAUACGCGACGUGACAGGGAUUCCUGCAAGGGCUCUACGGGGCACACCAUUGUCUGACUUUACGACCUCCGAACGCGAGGCGUGGGUCCGCAAUCGGGAAACAAAAUACGAGGAAGAUAUGGCAUACUCGUUGCUUGGGAUAUUCGGCGUCCACAUGCCACUCAUCUAUGGCGAGGGUCGCGAACAAGCACAGAGAAGAUUGCGAGAAGAGGUACAGAGAUCUGUAAAAGGCACUCACCACAACAAGUUCUCGAUCAGCUUUAGCCUGUCGGGCGUCCCUGAGACUCCACAUUUCGUAGCAAGAGAUGCAGAAGUAUCCGAGAUGCGGAGAAUGCUGUGCUCAGAUGGGAGCCGUCGCAUUGUCGUACUCCAUGGUCUCGGCGGCAUCGGCAAGACACAGCUCGCUGCGACCUAUAUCAACCGGUAUCGAGACGAGUACUCGGCCAUCUUCUGGAUCAAUAUCAAAGACGAAGCGUCUAUUCAGCAGAGCUUCGCUAGGAUCGCAACGCAGAUCCUCGAACAGAGUGCCGACACCGGCAGCCUCAAGGGACUGAACCUGCAGCAGGACCACGACAAGAUUGUCCAGGCCAUGAAGGCGUGGCUCAGCCUGCCAGGCAACACCAGAUGGCUCAUUGUGUAUGAUAACUAUGACGACCCGAAACUUCCAGGACGGAAAGCCGACGCAGUGGUCGACAUACACCAGUUUCUUCCUGGUGCACAUCAGGGCUCCAUAGUGAUCACAACACGACUGUCGCAAAUCGACAUGGGAUACCACAUUCGAGUUGACAAACUCAAAUCCGAACACGAGAGUCUAGAAAUACUAUCAAAGGUAUCGGGCCGGAAUGGCUUACAAGAUGAUGGUGAUGCAAAAGACCUUGUGCGAAAGCUGGACGGGCUUCCCCUCGCUCUAGCUACGGCCGGAGCAUAUUUGAAGCGCGUUCCAAUUAGCAUACGUCAGUACCUUCGCUACUACCAGGAAUCUUGGGAAAGAAUCACCGGUAAUCUGCAUCUCAGAUCCUACGCAGAUCGUACCUUGAGUUCAACAUGGCAGCUGUCGUAUGAGCAUGUUCAGGCACAGAACCCACUUGCGGCUGAUCUGCUUCGGUGGUGGGCCUACUUCAACAACGAAGACAUAUGGUUCAGUCUUGUGCGGGCCAGAAGCGAAAUGAGCCCCGUGUGGAUGAAGCAGCUUUCAGAAGAGCUUAACUUCAUCGACGUAAUGGGCGUGCUUCACGAUUAUGGCCUUGUAGAACCUACAACCAUGUUCCAGGAGACACAAGGGUACAGUAUACAUGGUUGUUUGCAUUCUUGGACGGUCCAUAUAUUGAACGCGGAGUGGGACGGCUGGUUGAACAAGCUUGCAAUCGAAAGCGUGGCAUCGCAGGUUCCAUCAGACGAUGAAGCCGAAUAUUGGCUAAUUCAGAAGCGACUACUACCACAUGCGAUCCGGUCUUGUUCAACAGUACAGAAGAGCGAUGUUCCUUCGGACUGGGCUUUCCAUUCUCUAGGUAAUCUGUACUGUGACCAGGGGAAGCUGGAUGAGGCGGAGAAGAUGUACUUGCGGGCGCUCGAUGGGAGAGAGAAGGCACUCGGACCAGAUCAAGUUGCGACAUACCGGCCAGCACCCAUACGAACCUAGGAUCUUUGCAAUCAGACCAGGGCCGUUUCAGACAAGCGCGUCAAUAUCAUCAACGUGCUUACGAUGGUCUUGAGCAGCUCCUCGGGCCAUCGGACCCGGCUGUUCAGUCAGCGCGACACACUCUCGAGCAUCGAGUAGACAGACAGGACGACGAUGAGGGUAUCCGGGAGAGGGCAGCAGAUGCUCUUGGACCUACUGAUCCCGCUCUGGACUAUAAAGUCGGUAUCUGGCAGCCUCUGUGGCCGUGGCUUAUUAACGGCUACAAGCACGUGGUGGAGCGACUUUUCGGGACAUAUCUGUCGUGGUGGCCGCUAUCUGACACAGAGAGACGCCUCGCCCGUGGCUUCACGAGGGUUUACUCAAUGCCUUUUGCUCGACAUGGACAUUUCUA
Molecule: messenger RNA, 2638 nt
Organism: Microdochium trichocladiopsis
Lineage: Eukaryota; Fungi; Ascomycota; Sordariomycetes; Xylariales; Microdochiaceae
Product: kinesin light chain 1
Exons: 3
Coding region: 79-2247 (722 amino acids)
Molecular function (GO): ADP binding; protein binding
Source: RefSeq, a predicted model, not a curated record